AUUAGACAAGUUUCGCGUGUUGUGUUCCUCGUCUCGGCGGUGGUGCUGGAUGCCAGCGAUCUAGAGAGUACUACGGGGAACGGGAGGAAAACGCGAACGGCGACGGUGACGAGCGUCACGGGUGGAAAACGCGUGUCGUUGAAACGACGUGUGUACGACGUGCUUCCGAUGAGAAGGAAAUUUUCGACAAAGGUGAAACGAUAGUGAGAGGUACGCUCGCCGCUCGCCGCUCGCCGCCACUAACUCGCUAGUCUCGCUACUCGCGUGAGCAAUGGCGCGAGCGCCUCGACGCGCCGCGGGACCAACGACGACAUCGACGACGAAGACGAAGACCACGAUGAUGACGAUGACGACGACGACAACGACGACGACGGUGACGACGUGUGCAGCACGGUGCGGCAGAUGAUAUUUCGGCGCCCGACGGUCACCGCGUGCCGCCGCGUGUAUGUUGUUUACGUUGCGCGCGAGGAUCUACCGCUGUUCGCGUUACGACACGGCGGCAGCGCACCGCACGGCCCUCGGAAGGACCUUGGACGCGAGCCGCGUCGUCAGCCGCCAUGAGACGCAUUAGCGUUGGCGGUAUGAGCCGGCCGUCCAAAGCCGUGACUCAAGCGAAGAAAGUAGCGCCACCGGCUGUACCAGACGUGUUUCGACACUCCGGCUCCUCUUUUGGCUCGGCUGGAUAUGCCAGCAGCGAGGAUAGCUGUUUUCUAUCUGGAAGCGGCCCCGGAGGCACGGCGGACGAUGGUUCCUACGGGAUGCCAUCUGGAAAGAGUCCGGGACCUAUUUUUACGCAUUCGGGCUUUGCCUUUCCGCCGGUGAUCGGCAAAUAUGCCCACGCCGAGGAUCAAGGUAUCGAUAUGACCCAGAGUCCUGGUAGAGAUAGUCCUGGUAGUUCCGGAUCAGGUUCCGGUUCUAGGCAUUCUACCGCAUCAUUGGAUUCCGGAAGAGCAUCUGGAUAUCACUUGGGACCUAGAGGACCCGGUGCUCUCGCUUCGUCUCCUAGAUGCUCCAUUAGUUCUCUUGGGAGUCAUCCUGACCGACCGGCAGACCUCGACGUCGUUCAUGCUUGGUUAACCGAGCUCCAAUUUGAGGAGUACUUUCCUUUGUUCGCUUCCGCAGGUUAUGAUCUUGCUACCAUAACGCGCAUGACACCGGAGGAUCUCACGGCUAUAGGUAUCAAGAAACCUAAUCAUAGGAAAAGACUAAAAGCGGAAAUAGACAACUUGAAUAUUGGAGAUGGAUUACCAGAACAUGUACCCGGAUCGCUGGAAGAGUGGCUUAGACUUCUCAGGCUUGAGGAGUAUCUUGGUGCUCUUCAUCAACAGGGUAUGCGAUCCGUCGAGGACGUGACGACUCUCACUUGGGAGGACCUUGAAGACAUUGGUAUCGUACGAUUAGGGCAUCAAAAAAAAUUAUUGUUAGCAAUUAAGAGAGUCAAGGAUAUUCGCGCUGGCAAGCGUAUACAACCACUUGACCUUGCGCGUCUGCCGCCACAUCCUGGACAUACGCAGGACGUUGUUAUUCAACGAGGUGGACCUGAUUUGCCAUCGCCUGAUGAAGAUUGUUCCUCGCCUGUACUUAGAUCUUUUCAAAGAGGUGGAAGUGACACUACUUCUGGUGUCGCUUGGAAAAGUAUGUACGCCGCAUUUCCAACUGAUUACAAUACAGUCGGUCGUACUAGCUCCCGAGGAAAAUCGUUGGAAAGUUUAGAAGAUGCGCCUCUCGGUUAUCCUCCAUCGCCGGCGCCAAUAUCGCAUCCGCAACCCCUCGAUUGGCGUCCACGUAGCUUCGAAGAUGGCGAUCUUACGCCCACAAAUGACGCUUCCGUUAUCGAUGCCGGUGGCGGCACUCUUCCACGACCAAGACAUUGCCUCGUUCGUCCACGGCCCGUAGCCAAGGUCACUGCAACACCAGGACAAUAUAAAUCCUUGCCGAGAGACUUGGAUAAUAAGUAUCAAUUAACGUAUGGGCUCGAAAGUAGUCCACAUCUUCCGAAACGAUGUCCUCCAUCACCUCCAAGACGACAAAGCUCCAGAGACACUAGUUCUUCCGUUGGUAGUUCAGCGGUCGGUGACGUCGUGAUAGACUGCAGCGGACCAGUGCCAACCGCUUCUUGCGACGAUCAUCACAUUCAUCAACAUCAUCAUCAGCAUCAUCAUCCUUUGCUUCAUCAUCCACCGCCACCACCGCCGGCGCCCACGCCAGCACCUUCCACACCGUCACAACUAAAUCGACCGUCUUCUUCCAUGUCACGUUCGUGGGGUAGCGUUAGCGUUAAUAUUAACGAAGAACACGAACUAAUCGCGACUCUCGCCCUACAGCAUCGCAAUGGAUCAGAUGCUAGUUUUAAAUCGAGUUCUAGUACGGAAUCAGAUUCAUUGCCAUUUGCCAAUGAGAAUGCUGGUACGAUAAAACAAAGGACCAGUCGAGCACAAGAGUACAUGGCGGGCGGUCCUAACAGUAGUAUCGGUGGUCAUAUAGUGAAUCAUCAUUCCAACGGCGGUGAACCUGCGGAUGUUUUGAACGAUAUUGGAAAUAUGCUUGCCAAUCUUACAGACGAGCUCGACGCAAUGCUCGAAGAGGAAAAACGCCAGGGCCUGAACUCAUAAUCGUCACUGCCUUCGUUUGCAUUUUUCUAUUUGACAUAAAGUUGCCAUAGGAAUGCAGGCUUUGAUAUAUGAAGUAAAUAUAUUUGAUUAGUGCAUCGUACACAAUUAGACACGAGUGAAUGCAGUUCGCGACAGAAUAAACUGGUAUGAAUCGUGUUGAUACUCGAGAGAGUAUCUCGAAUUCUAAGAUUCUUAUAAAGACAGAAAUAUUUACCGAUAUAAAUCUAUAUAUCUUCGUUGCAAAAAGAACAAAAUCUUCUAUUUCACAAAAAAAGAAAACAAACGAUAUAUUACCGCUCUCGAUGAGAAUAUAUUAUUUCGUAUUAUGUAGAUUAAUGCAUAUCCAAAAUGUAUUUUUGCGUGAUUUAUAUUUUACUUUGAUCUUUUUUUGUUUCUCUAACAAAAGAGAAAUACUUUUUACUCUUGUAUGGAAACAUUGAAUGUUUCCAGCAAGUUUUCAAACGCAGCUGUGGUAUUGUAUCUAUUAGUGGUAUUACACAUUUUUUUUCCAUUUCCAUUUAAUGUAGUUAUAGGCUUGUAUUUUUUUAUUAUCCUCUUUUUCUUUUACAAUGGACAAUAUUAGAGAUGAGUGAUAAUAUAAUAAAAUUGUCGCUCUAUUCUAUAUAAUAAAUUAGGGCAACCCAGUAUUCGAAGAAAUAUGAAAUACUGAUGUGGCAGGGGGAGGGGAAAGGAAAGAAAUGUUUUUAAUAAAAACAGAUAUAUGUAUACAAGUAUGAUUUAUGCCACAGAUGGUGCUGCAAAAAAUUCGAAGAGAACACAUGUGUUUUCUGUAGCCAUUUUAUAUCUGUAACAAAUUUGUAACUAAUCAAACCUAACCCCUCUUCUCGACAAAUUUGGUUUUUGUUAAUAGACGUACAUUCCAAUUAAUAUUUUUCCAUUUCCGUCCUUCGUUAAAUCGAUAAUACGAUAGAGAAAAUUUUGUACUCAUAGUUGACUUGUAUAAAAGCAAGGUGCAAAGAAAGAUAAUCAUGUGUUCCAUCGCCCGAAUAAAGCAGCUCCAAACAGCUUUAGAGACAUAUUCACAUAGGGAGGGAGAUUGUUACAAUGGUAAAAAAAACAAAAAAACAAAAAAAACAGCCUUGGCUGAACCCUGGCGAGUUUAUAGGCUUUUGUACAAUGUUAAUUUUUUUUUAAGGAGAUUAAACAAGACAUUCUGACGAUACUUCAACGAGAGUUCUAUAAGAGAUGCUAUCGAUAGUGUACUUAGAGUUUCAAGGCAAUAUGGUUUAGUACAGAAGUAUAAGUAAUGUAUGCCAAUUAACAAUUUUAUAUUUAUUAUCUGUAUUAAUGAACAUAGAAACGUACAUAGCUUACCAUUAUUGUACGACACAUCCAGAAAUGCAAAGCGGUUGGAGAGUAUUCGUACAUAUUGAAUCAAAGUGGUAGCUGUGGGGACAUUUUUAAGAUAGAAGAGAGAUCGAGACGGUCUUCUGAAAAUGCGUAUUACUGGUACGUUUUUGCGAUCUGGAUGUAACAUUUUGCGAGAAAUUUUUAUAAGGUACUAUAUAUGACGUAUAGUAUUGGAAGAGAGAGAGAGGGAGUUAAUAUUAUAUUGAAAACAUUUUUUUAUCUGUCUUUGCAAUAACUCGCUGCAAAUAAAAGAGAUAUUAAGAGUUCCUCGAGACAACAAAAAUGUAAAAAUAUUACAUUAAACACUCUUAAUAUUUCGACACAAAAAAUGUUUUUGUACUAUGUCCAUGCGCGAGUAAAUUUAUAUUUAUAAUUUGAUACUUAUACGUGUAUAUUAAUACAUGUUACAUAUUAUUAAUAUUUGCUUCAAAAGUUAUUUAUAUGCCCAUUUCUAUAAAGAAGGAUCACUUUACGUACCAGUUUUGGUGACUUAAAAUGCAAAAUGCAUGAUUUAUGAUAAAAUGUAUAUUAUUGUAAUACUAUUUUUGCGUGACGCAUUCUAUUUUUAGUUCUAACGAUUGUUGUUUGUAACGAAAUUUACAAUCGCGCUCCACAAAUAAGGGAAGAACACCUGGUAAAACGUAUAUAGAGUUUCAAAGUAUAUCAUUAUUACUUAGAAUUAAUUAAUGAAAGAUGAAGACUGCCCAGUGCAGAAUUAGAGAUUUGUCUUGUUAAUUACUGUAGAUGUAUUAUAAUUCUAUAUAAUAUAUGUAUGUGUAUACAUAUGUGUAUGUAUUUUUUGUGAGCAUAUACAAGGUGUUCAAUUUCAAUUGUCUGGGACAAUUAAAACGGAACAUCCAGUAUAUAUGUAUAAAUACACACAUACAUACACACAUACAUACAAAAUAUCCAAUCACCUUUUUAAUAAUAUUCUUUGACCAAUUUGUAAUUUUUUUUAACAAGAUUGAGGAAUCAUAACUUAUCCCCCCCCCCUUUUUUUUAAUCACAAUGUAUAUGUUUAUAAUUAAGCCGUAAAUUCAAAUUCUGUGAAAGUAAGUUUCAUUUUAUAUAAGAAAAGUAGUUUUGUUUCUAUCUACCUUUUUGAAAUUUAAUUUACGAUAAAUUUGCUUUUCAAUGACUAAUUCGUAAAUUGUUAAUUGAAAAUUAUUGACGACUGUAGAUUUGCAAUUUGGUAUUAUCCUUAUAAUAUAUAAAGAAAAUUUGAUUAGUUACGUUGGUCAAAGAAUCUAUUAUUAGAAAUUCAAGUUUUUUUUUAGGAUAUGUAUAUACAUAUAUGUAUGUAUAUACACCAUUAGCAAGCAGUGACUUUAUAAGGGUAUAUUCUCCACAAUACAUCGUCUUCGAGAGAUAUGGCUAAACUGUUGUUUAUACAGGGAAAUCGCACUAAAUGGUUAUACAAUUGACAUGCGAUUUAACGCGAAUAAGUUAUGGCAGAUUGUAGAUUUGUAUUGUAAUUUGAUAUUUAUAAUAAUAUAGAAAUGCGCAAUUAUACGAUCAAAUCAUAUCUAAUAAUUUUGCGCCAUGAAAACUACAACAUUAUCAUAUACACAUAAUGAUUGUUUUUUCGUAAUCAAAUUAUCACGUCUUGUUUACAUUUUAUCCUAUAUACUUUGUACCCCGAUAAAUAUUUAAGUUGUUUAAAAUUUAUGUUACAAGUGUUAUAAAUCAAUAAAAGAGUUAUAUCAUUGCAUAUCGUAAUAGCAGACUUGCAAUUGAUUGUGUUAAAAGAUGUGUAAAUUAAAUUUCGGAAGAAGGCACACAUUAUUUUACUUCAUUUUUUAAAUAUCUUGGCAAAUAUAUAUAAUCGCGUAAUAAUAAAUAUUUUUUCUACACUUUCACUACACAGUAAUGUGAAAUACUAAUGUUCCCGCUUUUCUUGUUAAUGUCAAACAGUCAUUUAAAUAUAUAAAGGUGUACUGAUUUUAAAUGUUAUGUGUGUUAUAAGAGAGCGUAUAACAGAAAGCACCAUAACGAUACCAUAUUAUCAAUUAUUAUCGAGCUAUUUAUUACAUGAAUUUAUUUUUUAAUUGCGUUCCAGCUACAGACAGUGUACUUGUACAAUAUACAAUAGUUUAUACAUGAUGUUUCUUACUAACGAUAAAACAUAAAUUAUACUUUUAUGAUAGUUAUAUCUAUUUAUCUGUUAUAUGAAGAAAUAAGCAGAGAAAAAGGGAAAGAGAAGAAGAAACAAGACAUAAGCGAAAAUUAUUUUACACACUUGCAUUAACGCAAAAAAUUGCAAAAGAUUGAAGUAAUAUUCGAUUACUGAGUUGAUAAAAAGCAGCGAAUACUGGUUCUUCCGUAGAUGGAAAAAGUGAUUUGUAUCAUUUGAGAGAAAUAUUGUUAUUUUUCACGCAGACAUAAAUUGCAACUUCUUUGGUAUAGUACCUAACAAAAACGGGGAGGAAAUUGUUUCGUCCUCUAAUUUGUUUUUCCAAUUUCAAAUAUUCAGCAAUACGAAAUUAAUUUAUGCUGGUUUAGGUAGGCUAAGCAAAUUAAUUGACUUCAACACAUUGCUUCUAUAUGGUGUAUAAACAGACAUGUACAUUAUAUUAAUUAGUUUUUUUUUUAGUAAUUUUUGUACAAGCAUGUGUUGCAUGUUACAGUCUUAUUAUAAUCUCGCUUAUAGCCCGCCUAACUCGCAUUGUAUAAUCUCUCUUCCAUAUUAAUUUAUAGUAUAUUAUUUGGUUUAUCGAUUAAAAGAAAGGUGGUUGAUCUUCAAAUAAAGUUAAUAGACACAUUUA
This is a messenger RNA of Solenopsis invicta (red fire ant), 6748 nucleotides long. It is a transcript of the gene ckn, whose product is annotated as caskin-1. Bases 558 to 2612 code for a protein of 684 amino acids. Gene Ontology annotation, molecular function: protein phosphatase binding; signaling adaptor activity. Gene Ontology annotation, cellular component: axon; focal adhesion. NCBI's taxonomy places the organism in Eukaryota, Metazoa, Arthropoda, Insecta, Hymenoptera, Formicidae. The transcript is spliced from 7 exons. The record is from RefSeq and is a predicted model, not a curated record. Gene Ontology annotation, biological process: cell surface receptor protein tyrosine phosphatase signaling pathway; axonogenesis.